ACUUCCCAGCACAAGGCAGCACAGUCGCGAUGGCAGCGGCACCGUCUACAACCCGUCAAUGGGGUGUCACUCCUCCUAUCUCGACCACUUUGCCAACCGCCCAAGAAUUAUCAGCGAACGACGAUCUUAUUGCAGAGCUGAAGCUCCAGAACAACUUCGAAAGUCCGGCGGAGACUGAACGAAGGAAACAAGUACUUCAACUUCUACAGCGCGUUACAAUCGAGUUUGUUAAAGUGGUCAGUCGUAAAAAGGGCCUAUCUCAAGCAGCAGUGGAAGCAGCAGGAGGAAAGAUUUUUACAUAUGGAAGUUAUCGUCUAGGAGUCUAUGGACCCGGGUCGGAUAUCGAUACUCUAGUCCUUGGACCGAAACACGUGGUGAUUGAUGACUUCUUUGCCGAGUUUCCUCCCUUGCUCGAAAGCAUGGCUCCUCAAGGAGCCGUGGAGAAGAUCACUCCAGUUCCGGAUGCGUUCGUUCCUCUGAUAAAGCUCGAGUUGUCCGGUAUCAGUAUCGACUUGAUUUUCGCCCGCCUGAUUGUACCCUCGAUUCCUCUAAAUCUUGAUCUGAAGAACAAUGACUAUCUAAGAGGUCUCGAUGAAAAGGAGGUACGAUCGCUCAAUGGAACUCGUGUAACGGACGAGAUACUGGAAUUAGUGCCGCAGCAGAAAACGUUCCGCCUUGCGUUGCGCGCAAUCAAGCUGUGGGCUCAACGACGGGCUAUCUACUCUAAUAUUGUCGGAUUCCCGGGUGGUGUCGCUUGGGCUAUGCUAGUAGCACGAGUGUGCCAGCUGUAUCCCCAAGCGACCGGCUCCGUCAUUGUGGGCAAAUUCUUCCGGAUUAUGAACAAAUGGGCUUGGCCUCAGCCGGUGUUGUUGAAGCCAAUUGAAGAUGGUCCUCUGCAGAUGAAAGUCUGGAAUCCUAAGAUCUAUCAUGGCGACCGGUUUCACUUGAUGCCUAUCAUUACGCCGGCCUAUCCGUCCAUGUGCGCAACGCACAACAUUUCUAUGUCUACCAAAGCUGUAAUCCUCCGGGAACUUCAGCGCGGCGGAGAUAUUGUGGACAAGAUUUGGGCCAAGCAGGCAACGUGGAAUGAUCUCUUCAAGAAACACUCUUUUUUCACAAAUGACUACAAAUAUUAUCUUGGGGUUACUGCCUCCAGUAGAACAAAGGAAGCAGAGUCGGUUUGGUCCGGCCUCGUCGAGUCCAAGGUUAGGCACUUAGUCGGAGCAUUGGAUCGAAAGCCUACCAUCGCGGUCGCUCAUCCAUUCCCCAAAGGAUUUGAGCGGAUUCAUAUUGUCAGCAACGAGGAGGAGGCCGAGGCGGUCAAGAAUGGUUCCCUCAAAUACCAAGAUAAGGGCACGAAAACAGAAACAACCGACGAGAUCAAAGAUGCGGCUCACCAGGCUGCAGCUCAAAGUGGAAGAGAAGACACCGACGUUCCCGGUGCAGCAAACAACACCGCUGCUAAUGAUGGUCGGAUAAUAUAUACAACGACUUACUAUAUUGGUUUGGAGUUAAAGCCGGUCGAACCAGGAGCGUCCCGGUCAUUGGAUAUCUCUUCAGAUGCACAAUUCUUCAAAUCCAUGUGUACGUCAUGGCCUGGGUAUCAGCCAGGCAUCAAUGAUCUCUCCAUUACUCAUGUUCGCAAUUACGAUUUGCCCGAGGACCUGUUCCAAGAGGGCGAGGCUCGACCCACUCGACCCAAGAAGAAGGUCGUCAAGAAAGUGCCAGCAGGCGGACAGAAACGAAGCUUCGAUUCCGUGGACGAUCCUUCAAACCCCGCUGCAAAACGGCAAGUUACCGAUAGUUAUGCAACUGCCACCGCACAGCCUGCGUGA
Molecule: messenger RNA, 1835 nt
Organism: Aspergillus nidulans FGSC A4
Lineage: Eukaryota; Fungi; Ascomycota; Eurotiomycetes; Eurotiales; Aspergillaceae
Product: polynucleotide adenylyltransferase PAP1
Exons: 8
Coding region: 30-1835 (601 amino acids)
Biological process (GO): RNA 3'-end processing; nuclear mRNA surveillance of meiosis-specific transcripts; sno(s)RNA 3'-end processing
Cellular component (GO): cytosol; nucleoplasm; mRNA cleavage and polyadenylation specificity factor complex
Molecular function (GO): magnesium ion binding; poly(A) RNA polymerase activity; nucleotidyltransferase activity
Source: RefSeq, a predicted model, not a curated record